GUUUGCUUGCUAAUAAUCCUAAAAUCCAAAUACAACAGGAUUGAAUCGUCUCUGUUUGUAUGUUAGACAGAGAAAAGCAAGAGGCCAAAACUGACACAUCCUGUUAAAAUCGUAAUAUUCGUUCAGUCGUGUUUGUGAAGAGGUCAAUUUAGUGUAGUUAGUUUCUGCUCAAGCCCGGCCCAGUAAUUCUCUCAUCGACUACGAACGCCACAAAUAAUUGAUGAUAGUGCCAAGGAGGAGAAGUGCAUAUCGUACUUUGCCACAAUGGCUGAAGCGAGGAGUGCUGUAGGAAAGUUACGAGUAUUUCCAGAUUUGGAAGAAGGACGUGAUUCUUGGAAGGAUGUAUACACUGCGAUUCGCAAGUCCCUUGUUCGACGAUUUUUCCGUACUCGAAAUUCAAUUCAUAACGGGACUUGGCCCACAUCGACAAAUAACUUGUCCAUUGUAUUUGCGAUCACUUUUGGAUUACUGUUGGCAGAACCGGUCAAAACCGUCGUGCUCAAUAAAUUGUUAUGGAAUCUUGCAGACGUUCUCCCAAUUCCAGAUGGAACUCCACGAUGGUUUCGAGCCUUCAUAACUGCAUGGGUCGUAGGACUGGUUUUCUUUGUCGUUUUAAUGAAACUAAGACAGUAUGCGUUGCGAGCUCUAUUAUCAUAUCGGGGAUGGCUAUACGAAAAUCUAAAGUCACAGAGUGGGAAGACUGUGCUGUGGGGUGUGUUGGUCAAAAUGAUUUCGGGAUACUCGCCUUCGCUCUACAGUUGCCAACGGUCAUUGCCACGCCUCCCCGUCCCCAACGUGCACCAAACUCUGGUGUUGCUCUUGGACAGUCUGAAACCAUUGUGUACCCAGACUGAGCACAAUGAAUUAAUAGCUGAAGCUGCUGCCUUUGAAAAUAGUGCUCUCUGUAAAAAGCUGCAACGAAUUUUGAUACUAAAAAGCUGGUGGAUGCCUAAUUACGUUAGUGACUGGUGGGAAAAAUAUGUGUACCUAAUGAGCCGAAGUCCGUUGGCCAUUAACUCUAAUUAUUACGGCAUGGAUCAAAGCUAUUGGACUCCAACAAAUAACCAAACUGCUAGGGCCGCCACUAUCAUUUACAAUAUAUUGGUCUUCAAGAGAAUGAUUGAUAGAGAAGAACUCGCUCCCUUGCUGAUUCGUAAUACAAUUCCAAUCUGCAUGUCUCAAUAUGAACGUCUGUUUUCAUCUAUAAGAGUUCCUGGAGAAAAAGUAGACAAGCUGCGACAUUGCGACUCAGCCGACUCAAAGCACAUUGUGGUAAAUUAUCUUGGGAUGUAUUACCGAGUGGAAUGUUAUGAUAUAAAGAAUCAGAUCCUCAGCCCAUCUGCUAUUCAGACGCAGUUUGAAUGGAUAAUGAACCAGGCGGAUUCGGAAUUGAAAAGUGGGGAAGUGUCCGAGGCUGCCAGAAAUAUUGCUGCUUUAACAGCCCUGCCUCGAUCAGACUGGGCAAAAAUAUGGAAGACCAAUUUUAAGAAGGGGAAUAAUAGGAAGUCUAAUUUGUCUAUUGAAAAAGCAAUUCUGCUCGUAGUGCUGAGUGACAAGAGUCCAACAACACUAAAUGAGAAAGGAAAGUUCCUGUUACAUGCAGAUGGCAAAACAUUUUGGUAUGACAAAACCAUUAACGUUGUCUUCUUCAAAAACGGUUACUGCGGACUCAACGUUGAACAUACUGCAGCCGAUGCUCCUGUGAUGGGACAUGUGUGGGAAUCUUCUUUAACUAAAGAAAUAACCGAAAAAUGGUACACAGAAGAUGGACAAUGUAUGCCAAUGCCAAAAUCAUUUCGUCAAGCUCCUACAAUUAAGCCUGUCAGAUUGCUUUGGAGUGUGACAUCAGAACUUGAAAACGAAAUUAACAAGGCACUUCACUUUGCUGAAGCGAAUAACGAGGACCUCGAUCUUGAAAUAGGAGAUCAUGCAAAAUGGGGCAAGGGAUUGAUAAAACGAUGUAAAAUUAGUCCUGAUGCUUUCGUGCAGAUAGCAUUACAAUUGGCAUAUUAUAAGGAAGCCAACUGUUUUGCACAAACCUAUGAGGCCAGUAUGACUAGACUCUAUCUGAACGGUCGUACAGAAACAGUGCGCUCAUUGUCACAAGAGAUGGUGGAUUUUGUAGAGGCAAUGAUAAAGGAUAAUAUAUCAAAGGAAGAAAAGAUCUCAUUGCUUAAUAAAGCAGCUGAUAAGCAUCAGCAACUGUACCGAGACGCUAUGAAUGGGAAAGGUGUGGAUCGUCAUCUCUUCGCUUUAUACGUCUGUUGCAAAGGCCUCAAUCAUGAAUCUGCAUUCCUUGAGAAAGUUUUAACUCGGCCUUGGACUUUGUCUACCAGCCAACAACCGCAACAACAGCUUCUCCAUGUGCCUGAUUCAAACUUACCAUUAUUUCAAAACAAGGUAUCGCCUGGCGGAGGCUUUGGACCUGUCUCAGAUUUUGGCUAUGGGGUCUCGUACAUGCUCCCAUCAGAUCAUAAAAUAUUUUUUCACGUCACGUCGAAACAUUCCUGCCCGAAGACGUCUUCAAAACGAUUUUUAAGACAUAUAUUCGAGAGUUUAAACGAUCUGAGGAAACUGUUUGAUUUAGAAGUAAUGUGACGAAUAUGUUGCACAUUUUUAAUAACUUUUUAACUUGCGUAAAUUAGAAGGAAAAGUAGGGUAACAACAAAUUUAGUUCUUGUCAUUUUAUGUGUUACUUUAACUGGUCAUUUACAACCUUCAUUGUGUAAUGUUACCAACCCCGGUUUUUACUCUUUACUCGCUCAAGAAUAACCAACACGAACAAAAGUAUAAGAUGCAUGUACCUCUUAAAUAUACAUACUUGUUUUAGACUAUUAUGUGAUUGUUUGAAUACGCGUUUGUUAUACUUAAAAAAUGCAAUGUGUUUCUGAAAGUAAUCUCAUUUCUUUAUUUGUUAUUAUUGAGCUAGAAAAAAGAUGCUGCACCAAUAAUUUUGUUCAUCUUUUCUGAUUUUAGUUUACCGUUGAAUUACUUAUUUUAUUUAUCUAUUUAUGAAACAAUACAAUUCUUGUUUUUUGUGUGCACAUGAAAAUAAAUAUUACCAAUAAAA
This is a messenger RNA of Folsomia candida, 3070 nucleotides long. Its product is annotated as carnitine O-palmitoyltransferase 1, liver isoform. Gene Ontology annotation, cellular component: mitochondrion. Lineage: Eukaryota; Metazoa; Arthropoda; Collembola; Entomobryomorpha; Isotomidae. Gene Ontology annotation, molecular function: carnitine O-palmitoyltransferase activity. The transcript has 18 exons. Gene Ontology annotation, biological process: carnitine metabolic process; fatty acid metabolic process. The record is from RefSeq and is a predicted model, not a curated record. The coding region runs from base 265 to 2598 and encodes 777 amino acids.